UAACUGAGAAGCACAGUAUAGCUGUUCCAAAAUUUAACGUUUCCUACGUUCUGGCUAUUGUUAUAUAUUAAGGAUCUUAACAACUGAACUACUUUACGAGCAAUUUCUUGACAAACAAAUUUGGGCAAGAUCAGAAAUGAUAAUAAACACACAAAGAAAAAUAGAAUAAAACAUAAAUACGGAGCAGACGUGAUUUGAUGACAGAGAAAGAGCAAUCACGUGACCUGUAGCUACUAUGUAGCUGUCGUUUGGCGUGAUUGUUAAAAUGUACAUACAAGUACGUGUAUCAUGAAGUGUAUGGUGGAACGUUUAUUUAGUGCGUGUUACACGACGUAAAAACCCCAGUGCUCAUUACUUAUCAGCGAUAAAUCAUCAGUAUUGUUUAUGUAUAUGUGAUGUAUACGAUGUCAGUUAUUAGGCGAGAAAGAUGACAACUGACCCAUCGACGCAUGUGAACGUCCUCAUCAAUGCAACUGUCAGUAACAACAGUUUGAGUGGCGACGAAGAUGAUAAUCAUCGUCUUAUCAGGUCGUCACCACGACCUCCUUUGGUCUAUGGGACAUCCCCCAGGAAUAAUUUCCCUUCGUACUCUCAUAAUGACGUUAGUGUAAGGUUUCGGAAUUUGGAUCUAAGAAGCAGUUUUUCGCUACGUAAUAUCUUACAGAGUGUGUCAAAUAGACAAACCGUCAGAUUCAAUUCAGAUCAGGUGCAGCCAGGAGAGACAAACUUUUUAUUGAGUAAUUUUGAAAGUCUUGACUACGAUACUUGUGAGAACAAUUUGUUACAAGAUGAAGAGAGAAACAAGGGCUACAAAUUUGUUGUCAAAAAGAACAUUGCUAGGUGGUUCCUUUUUUUCGUGAUAGGUAUUUGUACAGCACUAAUUGCCUGCUUUAUUGAUAUUUCUAUUGAGGAAUUAUCAGUGCAUAAGUAUGGAUAUUUAAAGUACCUUGUUGAAAAUUGUAUUGCUGAUGGAGGUGCUUGUCUUUGGAUUCCUUACAUAGCAUGGGCAGCCUUCAAUAUGGUCCCAGUUUUAAUUGGUUCGCUUUUAGUAACUUAUGUGGAACCUGUAGCUGCUGGCAGUGGUAUUCCACAAGUAAAGUGUUAUUUAAAUGGAGUGAAAAUUCCCAGAGUUGUAAGGAUAAAGACUUUGGUUGUAAAAGUUUUUGGAGUAAUCACUUCAGUUGUUGGAGGCCUGGCUGGAGGAAAAGAAGGCCCUAUGAUUCAUGCUGGUGCAGUCGUUGCAGCUGGCAUUUCUCAAGGCAAAAGUACAACUUUCAAAAAGGAUUUAGGAAUUUUUAAAUAUUUUAGGGAAGAUCAUGAAAAGAGAGAUUUUGUAAGUGGUGGAGCAGCAGCUGGCGUAUCUGCUGCUUUUGGAGCACCCAUUGGUGGUGUGAUGUUUAGUAUCGAAGAAGGAGCAAGCUUUUUCAAUCAAAAUUUAACGUGGCGUACGUUUUUUGCCAGCAUGAUAUCGACAUUCACGCUAAAUGUAGUACUCAGUGCCUAUCAUGGUCAUCUAGGAGACUUAUCUUAUCCUGGCCUACUAAAUUUGGGAAAAUUUGAAACUAUAUUCUACAAAGUUUAUGAGAUUCCUUUGUUUAUAGUAAUGGGUGCUCUUGGAGGAUUAUUUGGUUCAUUGUACAAUUACAUGAAUUAUAAAAUUACCAUUUUCCGUAUCAAGUACAUAAAGCUCAAAUGGUUGAAAAUUGUAGAAGCAUUAACUGUUGCUUUGAUGGGUUGCACUAUGGGAUUUCUCAUGAUGUUUUUCAUUGAUGAUUGUAAAUCGCUUGGCAAUGUUAAUAAAACAGAAAGCCACGUAAGAAUGUUCUGUAGCGAGGGAGAGUAUAGUGCAGUUGCUGAAUUAUGGUUUCAAACUCCAGAAAGUACUCUUCGUUCUUUACUCCAUGACCCAUUAGGUUCUCACAGCGACACAACUUUAUCUGUCUUUAUUAUUUUGUAUUUCAUACUUGCAUUCAGUACUUUUGGUUUGUCAGUGUCUUGUGGUUUAUUCAUUCCAUCUCUUCUCAUUGGAUCUGCUUGGGGUAGAUUAAUUGGAUCAGGAUUAGCUAAAAUUUGCCCUACUUGUGAUUUUGUACCUGGGAAAUACGCUUUCCUCGGUGCUGCCGCACAAUUAGGUGGGGAAAUUAGGAUGACAAUUAGUUUAACGUGUAUCCUCAUUGAGGCAACUCAAGGAAUAUCUUUUGGCCUGCCAAUUAUUAUAGUUCUAAUUACGGCUAAAUGGGUUGGAGAUUUCUUUUUUGAGGGAAUUUACGACAUUCAUAUACAGUUAACAGGCGUUCCUCUUCUUCCUUGGGAGCCUCCGCCACUGUCUAAUAAUAUUUACACUAGUGAAAUUAUGAGUCAUCCAGUGAUAACACUGAAAACUACAGAGAAUGUAGGUCAUAUUAUAGAAAUGUUGAAAUGUGUGACAUUUAAUGGUUUUCCUGUAGUAGAUCCUCCCAAUGGAGAACGGGAUGAAAUAAACUGCUAUAGUAGACUUCGAGGCUUAAUAUUACGGUCGCAAUUGAUAGUUUUAUUGCAAAAUAGAAUAUUUAACGAAUAUUCUGAACAUUGGGAAAAGGAUCUCAGCAUAAGAAUAUUCAGAAAUGAAUAUCCUCGAUACCCGACUAUCGAGGAAGUUAAUAUAACUGAUGAGGAAAAAACUUAUACUAUUGAUCUUAGACCGUUCAUGAAUCCAUCGCCAUAUACACUAAAACAUUCUGCAACGUUACCGCGUGCCUUCCGACUUUUCAGAGCACUGGGUCUUCGUCACUUACCAGUUGUGAAUGACACAAACGAGGUGAUCGGUAUGAUAACACGUAAGGAUGUCGCAAGGUAUCGUAUCUGGAAGCACUACGGUCGUAUGGGCCUCGACGAGUUAUCAAUCACCAACAAAAUCUAAUGUCUCAUCUCUUUUCCGAUAUCUUUUUGUGCGCUUCAAAAAGACUUAAUCAACUUUCUAUUGAUAUUAUUUAAUAUCAAUAUUUAUUUAAUAAGGAAUAACAUGUUUUUUAAAGAAAAUAUACAUAUUGUAUUCAUAUUUUAUAUAUAAAAAAAUAGAUAGAAAUAUAAAUAACGUAUUCUCGUAUA
Phymastichus coffea is the source of this 3087-nucleotide messenger RNA. It is a transcript of the gene ClC-b, whose product is annotated as H(+)/Cl(-) exchange transporter 7. NCBI's taxonomy places the organism in Eukaryota, Metazoa, Arthropoda, Insecta, Hymenoptera, Eulophidae. Gene Ontology annotation, biological process: transmembrane transport; chloride transport. Bases 428 to 2899 code for a protein of 823 amino acids. The record is from RefSeq and is a predicted model, not a curated record. Gene Ontology annotation, cellular component: intracellular membrane-bounded organelle; lysosomal membrane. Gene Ontology annotation, molecular function: voltage-gated chloride channel activity. The transcript is spliced from 12 exons.